AUGGGCCGGUUCGACGCGCACGACCAUCUCGUGAAGCAGGGCUGGAAGGGAAAGGGCACUGCCCUCAAGAACGGCCACCUCACGCGCCCUAUCCCUGUCGUGCAGAAGAAGACCCUCUCCGGCAUCGGCAAGGAUCGAGACGAGUCCAUUCCCUUCUGGGACCACAUCUUCGCCUCGACCGCUGCCUCUAUUGCUUCCAGCGCCAAUGGCACGCCCUCCGCCUCAGGCGCCUCCACGCCGCAAGCCGCUCCGAAACCGAAACCGGCCAGCACCAUGAGCAUCGCAGCCAGGAGCUCGAAGGAGAUCGCCAAGCGGAAACUGUAUUCGGGCUUCUUCCGGGGGAAAACGUUUUCGGAGGACAACUCGGAGGCUGAGGCGUCGGACCCGGAGACCAAGGUGACGGUGACGAAGACGACGAUCGAGACGGUGCAGGUUCAGCCGGCUGCUCCCUCGUCCUCCACCUCGAGUUCGAGCGAGAAGAAGGAGAAGUCCGACAAGAAGGAGAAAAAGGACAAGAAGGACAAGUCUGAGAAGAAGGACAAGGAGAGCAAGAAGCGGAAACGAUCGUCUGAGGACAAGUCCAAGACGGUCGAGGACAAGGAGGCGCGCCGUCUCCGCCGCCGGCUGCGGAAGGAGGAGAAGGAGCUCUCAGCUGCCCGGCGAGCACUCCGCAAGGCCGAGAAGGAGGAGCGUGCGGCGCUGAAGGCGGAGCGCAAGGCUCUGAAGGCUGAGCGGGCGGCUAUGAAGGCGGAGCUGGCGAGUGAGAAGGAGAAGGAGAAGGAGGCCAAGGCGAGAAGGAAGGCGGAGAAGGCUGCCAGGAAAGUGGGCAAGGUGGAGAAGGAGGCGAAGUAA
Trichosporon asahii var. asahii CBS 2479 is the source of this 852-nucleotide messenger RNA. RefSeq lists its product as uncharacterized. The coding region runs from base 1 to 852 and encodes 283 amino acids. The record is from RefSeq and is a predicted model, not a curated record. The transcript is spliced from 2 exons. NCBI's taxonomy places the organism in Eukaryota, Fungi, Basidiomycota, Tremellomycetes, Trichosporonales, Trichosporonaceae.